Messenger RNA from Aureobasidium melanogenum CBS 110374, 654 nucleotides. RefSeq names its product Tim17-domain-containing protein. The record is from RefSeq and is a predicted model, not a curated record. Bases 1 to 654 code for a protein of 217 amino acids. The transcript has 2 exons. Gene Ontology annotation, molecular function: transmembrane protein transporter activity. Gene Ontology annotation, biological process: protein import into mitochondrial matrix. Gene Ontology annotation, cellular component: mitochondrial inner membrane; TIM23 mitochondrial import inner membrane translocase complex. Lineage: Eukaryota; Fungi; Ascomycota; Dothideomycetes; Dothideales; Saccotheciaceae.
AUGGGCAUCUGGGACUCCUUCACCGGCCGCAAGACUGCUGAACAACCUGCACGGGAUGCGCCCAUGCAAGACAUGGCUGUGACGACACAAUCGCAACCGCAAUUCGAGGCUCAAGACGUCAACUCUUUCUUCAACACACCCGGCGCCUUCGACCCGGCUUCGCUACAUCCCCUCGCUGGCUUGAACCAGGACACUCUGGACUACCUGUCGCUCGACGACCAAGCCCUGUCUGAGCUUCCUGGCAACCGUAGUGCCCUGCCGUCGCGCGGCUGGUCCGACGACCUCUGCUACGGCACCGGUGUCACGUAUCUCGCUGGUCUGACUGUUGGAGGAGCCUGGGGUCUUGCAGAGGGUCUGAACAGAUUGCCCGCAUCAGCGCCGCCAAAGCUCCGUCUCAACUCGGCCCUGAACGCCAUCACUCGCCGUGGUCCUUUCCUAGGUAACUCGGCUGGUGUUAUUGCCAUGGUCUACAACGGCUUCAACUCCUUCAUUGGCCAUUACCGUGGUAAACACGAUGCUGCCAACAGCAUCGUCGCCGGUGCAUUGAGUGGCAUGCUCUUCAAGAGUACAAAGGGCCUCAGACCCAUGAUGAUUUCUGGUGGCCUUGUCGCUGGUACCGCCGGUGCCUGGACUUUUGUUCGUCAAAUGAUCUAA